Molecule: messenger RNA, 1626 nt
Organism: Rhagoletis zephyria (snowberry fruit fly)
Lineage: Eukaryota; Metazoa; Arthropoda; Insecta; Diptera; Tephritidae
Source: RefSeq, a predicted model, not a curated record
UUUGGCGACAAAUUCGACGUAGUCGGCUGUAUCAUUGAUCUCGACGCGGCAGAAAUCUCCUUCACCAAAAACGGCAACCAUCUGGGGGCUGCAUUUCAACUGCCUCGCCCUCUAGCCGAUCAGAACCUCUUUUUUCCCUGUGUGUGCAUCAAAAACGCCGGACUGUCGGUUAAGUUCAACGACGCAAACCAGGCCGCCCCGGCUGGCUGCCAGUGGGUGGGCCAACUAGCCUCUGAUCAGUUUGUGGUCAACUCACUAUCGGCGGGCAACCAACAGCAGACAGCUGGCAACGACAACGCACCCAAAGCUGUCAUCCUCGAGCCAAGUCGUGAGUUGGCCGAGCAGACGCACCGCUGCAUUGAAGGCUUUAAGAGGCACCUGAGCGGCGAAAUUCGGCAGUGCCUGGCGGUGGGUGGCACCAGCGUCAAGGAGCACAUUGGGCAGCUGCAGGCGGGCGUGGACAUUGUGACGGGCACCAUUGGCCGCGUCAAUGAGCUAGUCAACUCGGGCCACCUGUCGCUGCGCUCCUGUCGCUUCUUUGUCAUCGACGAGGUGGACGCCUUCCUGGCGCAGGGCAGCAGUUCGAUGCUGCUGGCACUGCACGCCAAGAUACCGCGCAUGUUUGCCGACGGAAAGCGACUGCAGAUGAUUGUCUGCUCGGCGACGCUGCACAACUUUGAGGUGAAGAAGUUUGCCGAGAAGGUCAUGUUCUUUCCCACCUGGGUCGACCUAAAGGGCGAGGACUCGGUGCCGGACACGGUGCACCACGUCGUAGUGAGGGUGGACCCUCGCAAGGACACCUCCUGGAGGAGUCUGCAGACGCGCAUCACCACCGAUGGAGUUCACGAAAAGGACCGCUGGAAUGUUGAGGAUCCCAAUGCGGAGGGUCUCAGUGAAGCAAUAAAACUCCUCAAAGGCGAAUACGUGGUCAAGGCCAUCGACAAGCUGGCGAUUGACAAUGCCAUCAUCUUUUGCCGAACCAAGGUGGACUGUGAUAAUCUAGAGGCGUACUUUAACCACCUGAGCAAGGCGCGCAACAAGGACUACUCUUGCGUGUGUCUGCACGGCGACCGGUCGGCGCAGGAGCGCACCUCCAAUCUGGAGCAGUUCAAGACGAAGCAGUGCAACUUUCUCAUCUGCACUGACGUGGCCGCUCGCGGCAUCGACAUUACCGGCGUGCCCUUUCUCCUCCAGGUGACACUGCCCGACGACAAGGCCAACUACCUCCACCGAAUCGGCCGCGUCGGUCGGGCGGAGCGCAUGGGCCUGGCCAUCAGCUUCGUCUCGAACGUCCCCGAAAAGGUGUGGUUCCACGCAAACUGCAAGUCGCGCGGCAAGGGCUGCGCCAACACGCGCCUCGUCGACCAGGGCGGCUGCUGCAUCUGGUACAAUGAACUGCAACUGCUGGCGGACAUUGAGGAGCACCUGAACUGCGUCAUUGGCGAGGUGGACACCGAGUACAAGCUGGAGGUGAACCAGUUUGACGGAAAGGUGGUGUACGGCGCCAAGGCCACCGGCGCCGCCUACACCUACAAGGACCACGUCGCGGAGAUGGCCAGCGAGGUGAAGCAGCUGUACGACCUAGAGUCGAAGGCGCAGCAAAUGUACCUGCAGCUGUACACGUAG